GAGGCAGCUCAGUCAGAACAGAAGUGACCGCUAGCUUCAUGUCAACCAUACAGACAUUACUGAACUAGCAGGAGCGGAAACCUUUCAGAGGGGAAGAAGGAGAGGGAGAGAUAGAGGGAGAGCGAGGGGGGCUGUCGGAAGGGAUCCUGGACUGUUAUUUUUGUCACGUUUGAACCGACUAAACAUUUAAAUCGAUUUUUUUUUACCUAUUUUGAGGAGCUCGGGAAUAUCAGCUGUAGGAAGGUUAGCUAGCCACCGCCAUCUCUUCUCCGUCGGAGCGACCGCCGUGUCUUCCACACCAUGGGGAACGCUGCCACCGCCAAGAAGGGCAACGAGCUGGAGAGCGUGAAAGAGUUUCUAGCCAAAGCCAAAGAAGAUUUCUUACGGAAAUGGGAAUGCCCACCACAGAGCACAACGUGCCUAGAUGACUUUGACAGAUUAAAGACCCUGGGUACCGGCUCAUUUGGAAGAGUCAUGCUGGUGAAACACAAAGGAACAGAGCAAUACUAUGCCAUGAAAAUACUGGAUAAGCAGAAGGUGGUGAAACUCAAGCAAAUAGAACACACAUUAAAUGAGAAGAGGAUAUUACAGGCUGUGAGCUUCCCAUUUCUCGUCAAACUUGAGUAUGCGUUUAAGGACAACUCCAAUUUGUACAUGGUGAUGGAGUAUGUUCCCGGAGGAGAGAUGUUCUCACACCUAAGACGAAUUGGAAGGUUCAGUGAACCACAUGCACGGUUUUACGCCGCCCAGAUAGUGCUGACAUUUGAGUACCUCCAUUCACUAGAUCUCAUAUACAGAGAUCUGAAACCUGAGAACCUUCUCAUUGACCACCACGGCUACAUUCAGGUGACAGACUUUGGAUUUGCAAAGCGGGUAAAAGGCAGGACCUGGACGUUGUGUGGGACACCGGAGUACCUGGCGCCAGAAAUCAUUCUCAGCAAAGGCUAUAACAAAGCUGUGGAUUGGUGGGCCCUCGGAGUCCUUAUCUACGAAAUGGCAGCUGGCUACCCUCCAUUCUUUGCAGAUCAACCCAUUCAGAUCUAUGAGAAGAUCGUGUCUGGGAAGGUACGAUUCCCCUCCCACUUCAGCUCUGACUUGAAAGACCUGUUGAGAAACCUGCUGCAGGUGGAUCUGACCAAACGUUACGGCAACCUGAAGAACGGAGUCAAUGACAUCAAGGGUCACAAAUGGUUUGCCACAACAGACUGGAUCGCAAUCUACGAGAGAAAGGUGGAAGCCCCAUUCAUACCAAAGUGCAGAGGCCCGGGGGACACUAGCAACUUCGACGACUACGAGGAGGAGGAGAUCCGCGUUUCUUUAACGGAAAAAUGCGCAAAGGAGUUUGCAGAGUUUUAGGACGCCAGAACAUGGAUAUAUCAGGGAAAUAAGGGGAUCUUUGCACUCUUCUAAAGACUUUGGAUGGAGCAGAGACCAUCGUUUUUCAGAUCUACUACAUAGUCCCUUCAUUCCACAAGGCUGAAUGAGGUUGCCAUGAUCCUUGGGUGCCGAUAACCUCUCACUGUCACGUACACCUGCGUAUUAAAGCAGACACACCACUUUUUUCUUUUUCUUUUACUUUGUUUUUUUUUUUUUUUUUUUUUACCUACCCACCAUUUUUUUUUUUACUUUGAAGCAGUUAGUCUUGGAUGUUGUAAUCCCCUUUUAAAAUGUGACAUUUUACAAUUUAUGAGGAAAAACUGAGACAAUGGCCAAUAAUAGUCCACACAUUGUAACUGACAUGUCUGUGGCAGUUGACACACAGUUGUGUGGGUUGUAGGGUAUUCCCUCUAGUUGUCAGCGGUGUAUAUUUAACAGUCUGUUACAGGUCCACGUUACAUUGGCUAUUGUAAAGUUUUGGCCAGCUUUCAGAGGUAGUAUUUGUCCUAUGUGCAUAUCUGUCAAUUUUGUAAGACAUUUGAACACUUUUGAGUGUUUAAAGCAUGACCAAAUAGAAAACAUUGGGUGACACAAGAAGAAAGGUUCUUUCCUUUCUUUGCUUUUGCCUUAGAGAGCCAAGUCCUUCAAAGCCCCCCCCCCCCCCCCCCACAAAAGCAUCCAUUCACUGUCUUCUUGGUAUUCUGACCCAGGCACAGCAAGCCAUCGCUGAAAAUGACAAACCUUGUUACAUUAGUAAAAUGCAAAUCAAGUUGUUUGUUUGAUCCUUUUGGAUCUGUUAGUUACAUGUAAAAUUUGUCAUUUGGUAUCUUACUAUUUUUUGUCGCCGUGUCUAACAUUAUAGUCAUAUUGUCCCUAGAUUUCAGGUCUUCCCAUAAAGACCAUUUGUUACAAGUCUGUGGAACAAUGUGACUUCAGUAAAUGGAAGAGAGUGACAUUAAAUCCUUUUUAGGAUUUUUAUUGAAUAUAAUGUAAAGGUGAGAGGGUCAGUGUGAAUAGUGUUGCGGCUCUGUGCCUCAACAUUGUUAGUGAAACCUUAAAUAAAGUACAGAGUUUAUCAUGUAUUAAAUCAAAGAUGUUUUAAAUCUUAAGAAACACAAAACUGCAAUCUACCAUAUUUUCCCUGUUGCCAGCCCCGACCAGAAUUACUUUGUUUCAUUCUUGUCAAAGAAUGUAGAUUGCGACUUAUAGGUAUGCAUAUUUGAAAGCUUGAUUUCAAGGUACAGUUUUCCUCACAAUACACUGGCUAAAAUAAAGACUGCUCCUUUGUAUCACAUGUAACCCUGUUAUUGUUAAGCUCAUUACAUUAUACGUAUAUGCAUUGUUUCAUAUAUGUUUUUAUUUAUACACAUUAGAGAUGCUAAUAAAUUUUAUUUUUAAAAGUG
Messenger RNA from Thunnus maccoyii (southern bluefin tuna), 2780 nucleotides. It is a transcript of the gene prkacbb, whose product is annotated as protein kinase, cAMP-dependent, catalytic, beta b. NCBI's taxonomy places the organism in Eukaryota, Metazoa, Chordata, Actinopteri, Scombriformes, Scombridae. The transcript is spliced from 10 exons. Gene Ontology annotation, molecular function: cAMP-dependent protein kinase activity; ATP binding. The coding region runs from base 301 to 1356 and encodes 351 amino acids. Gene Ontology annotation, cellular component: cAMP-dependent protein kinase complex; nucleus. Gene Ontology annotation, biological process: peptidyl-serine phosphorylation. The record is from RefSeq and is a predicted model, not a curated record.